This is a messenger RNA of Astyanax mexicanus (Mexican tetra), 5340 nucleotides long. It is a transcript of the gene rasip1, whose product is annotated as Ras interacting protein 1. NCBI's taxonomy places the organism in Eukaryota, Metazoa, Chordata, Actinopteri, Characiformes, Acestrorhamphidae. Gene Ontology annotation, cellular component: cell-cell junction. Bases 345 to 3326 code for a protein of 993 amino acids. The record is from RefSeq and is a predicted model, not a curated record. Gene Ontology annotation, biological process: negative regulation of Rho protein signal transduction; angiogenesis; signal transduction. The transcript has 16 exons. Gene Ontology annotation, molecular function: GTPase binding.
CCUGCUUCUCUAUCUAUAGACUGGGAUCAGGAGAGAGAGAAAGAAAAAGAGGCAGACGGGGGAAAGCAAAAGCGAGGCUUAUUAGAGUCGCAGAAAAGACAAACUCAAAUUGAGAAGGAUGUGAAUUUUUAUUUUAUUUUAUUUUAUUUUAUCAAGUCGGAAAAAAGUAAAAUAAUUUUCAGUAUCCAGCAGUGAGAGACAAUUCCGAGAACAUGGACUAAUCAAACGUCGCUACUGUGGAAUAAGGAGCCGGACAGCGUACUAAAAGAGACUAAAAGUUUGAGCCCAAUUUUUCAUCAGAACAGCAUCCUUUAACGAGUCGCAGUGGGUGAGUCACAUUACUGAUGGAGGAGUCUGGGAGUCCUCGUUUCAGCAAGCUCCAUUUCCCCAUGGGCCUGUGGAUAAAUUCCCCACGGAAACACUUCGCCAAGCUGGGUGCACGCUGGCCGAGCGCAGUUUCAGUCAAAUCUACCACCAGCUCAGAUGCGGCCUCAGUGCAUGAAGCCCCGUCCCCUGCCCCGCCCUCCUCCCUCUCUUUCUCCAGUCCCUCUCUCGCCCCAUCGUCCCCAUCCCCUGCCCCCACCUUCCUUCGCCCUCGCCCAGCCAAUCAGCCGCAGUCUCGGGCCAAGCGUCUGUCCAACCUUUUUCUAAGGGGGCGUUCCAACAGUGACCGGGACCGAGCGAUCGGAGAGCGUGAGAGAGAGCUGUGGGCGCACUCGGCCGCCCCGUCAUCGCAUCACUUCCUGCCCUCGGCUUCUUCUUCCUCCCCGGGGCUGGUGAAGAUCUAUGGCGAUGCUCUCUCAAGUGGAGCCAAUUACCGCAGCCUGCUGGCCAACAUCCACUCUACUGCCCGGCAGCUCAUCCAGCAGGUCAUCACCCGAUACACAGAAAGAGAGCGGGAGAACGAGACCGAGGACUUGAGCGUUCUCCAGAAGCAUUCCCCGGAGGACUUCCUGUUGUGUGAUGUCAUUGGAAAGCCCAUUCAGCAGGCAGAUGGAGCUGUGCAAUGGCAGACAGAGUGCCGGAGGGGCGUGGCUCCCUGGGAAUGCCCCCUGCUGUUGGUGGAUAUGUGGAGGCCCAAAGAUGGCUUUGAGCGUCGCUUCGAGAUCCAGCGACGUGACGAGUAUGAGAGGGAGGAGAGAGAGAAAGAGAGGGAGAGAGAGAGGGACGGAGAGAACCAAGUGCGAUGGAGACGCAGCAGGAUGGCCUCAGGUAGCGGUCCUGAAGAGGAGCGCGGUCACCGGGGGAGAAACACUGAGCUUCGGAGGAGUAUAAGCGAUAUGAACCUGACCUUAAGGCGCCGUCAAGGCAACCAGGCCGCCAAUGACCCGAGACAUGGGGGAAACGCACCAAAAAAUGGCAGUCCUCAGGACAGGAAGAAUAUUGUGAGCAUGAUCGCCACAGAAGCAGGAGAGGUCACCGGGCAGAGGGUGCGAGGUGAUGUAGAGAGACACUCAAGAGCAUCAGAGGAAGAGAGAGACACCUGUGACCUGGAAGUGAUGUCGCAGAGCCUGAUCCUCCCACCCACAGACCGCCCAUAUUUCCUGUUGCUGCAGGGCUAUGACCAAAGCAAGGACUUCGUUUUGUACAUCAUGGCAGGUCACACGCACGUUUUUGGACGGAAGCCUACGUUCAGAGAGAGGGAGAAGGACAGGGAGAGAGAGAGGAAGGGAAAGAGGCCUCUCAGAGUGGACACUUUCCUCUCAGCUCCAGAUCUCCUCGCCAGACACCUGCUGGUGAGGAGGGACUCUGCUGUCCCUGACCAACCCCGUGGUCAAGCUCUGGUGCGUCCGUUCAGAGGAGGAGCCGUCACUCACAACGGAGUUGUGCUGUACAGAGAGGCAGUGCUGAAGCCUGGAGACCUUAUUGGCCUAGGCAGUCACUUCCUCUUCCUGUACCGGGACCCCCGAGUGACCCCUGCCCCACCCAUAGCCCUUGCCUCACCCUGGCAGGCUGAGGCUGCCUCCUCCUUCGUGGCUGGAAGUGUGGCGGACAGGCAGGAGGCUCUGAGGCAGUAUCUGGGAUCCUCUGAGGCAGUGCUGAAGUUCCAGGGCAAGCAGGCAGAUGCCCUGCUGCAGGAAAUCAUAGCAAAGAAUUCAACUCCGGAUUCGGGAGGUGGAGCUUUAGCCCCGGCCUUUCUGCUCUCACUCAUGAUUGACUACGCUUCCAAACAUCUGGACCCGGCGCUGACGCCCCAGCUGCUGUUAAAAGCUGCCAAUCAGAUCAAGUCAAUCGUGUGGGACAACAUUAAAGAAUUCGGAGACAAACAUCCCACCCAAACUUCUCCAGAUUCUGAGGCAGAUAUCCCUCCACCCAGUGUCCAGAAACUCUCCUCAGACCUUCGACCUCUCAUGUUCUGGAUGUCCAAUGCCACAGAGCUCCUCAACUUCUUCCAGGUCAAAGUAGAGGCCAUGGAGAAGGAAUGGGAAUUUGAGGCCCCCGGUGAUCCUGUGCUGUCUGCUGACAUGGACACCUGCUCUGAGGCACUGGCGCAGCUUGAUGAUGUCAUCAUGCACACGUUCCAGCAGUGUGUGUAUCACCUGACCAAGACCCUGUACUCCCUCCUCCCCACCCUGUUGGACACCAACCCUUUCUCGAGUGAAGAGAAGCAGAAGGAGGAGACUGCAGUGAGAGAUGGAACGAAUGGAGAUGGAGAAGAGGGGCACGAGGAGGGGGAUGUGGCCUCUCUGCCCCCCACAGUGGCCGGGCUAGUGGAGGUUUAUCACUGCUCUCUGCAGCUCUCCCGGGAAGCCUGCCUCUCUCCUCCUCUCACAUCCCAGACCUUCGGCUACCUCUUCUUCUUCACCAACACCUCGCUCCUCAACACUCUUCUGGAGAGAGACGGUUUGUUUUCCUGGUCUCGGGCGGUGCAGAUCCGCACUAAUCUGGACCUGGUUCUAGACUGGCUGCAGGGGGCCGGCCUUGGAGAUAUCGCAUCAGAAUUCCUCAAGAAGCUUUCUGUCACUGUCAACUUCCUGUGCAUCCCAAAGACCCGCCUUAUCCAGUCGUCUUGGGCGAGCCUGCAGGAGGACCACGCCUUGCUAAGCCCCGCCCAGCUUCACCACCUUCUGACUCACUACAAGCUGGGACCAGCCAGAGCCACACCUUCCUGCUGGGCUCCACCCCCAGGCACUGAACUAGGAGGCGAUAUUUUCGAGAGCUUUCUGGACCACCCACCCCUCAUCCUGCCCAAUGAGGCUCCAAGUUUGGACCUCACUCAGCCAAUCCCGACCCCAGAGCUCCAAAAGGAAGUGACAGCCCUGCGGACGUUCCUGUGGGGGCUGGAUCAGGACGAGCUCCCCGCCAAUCAGAGAACUAGACUGUAGGACAGGGAACAUGUAGCGAGGUGUUGUAAAACUGUGGCUUUAAAGCACACAGAACACACAGCCUUCACUUCACUUUGGCCAGUUCAUUAGAUUUAUUACAGCUUGAAUUCGUAUCACCAGAUACCUUCCAGUAUUACUGCUUUAGUAGCCUGUAGUAUUUUAAAACUGCUGAACAUCAUCAUUGAUAUGCUGUGCAGGAUGAUUUUACAUUUAAACUGAAAGGCGCCCAUUUAUGCACCUUAGCAGUAUGUUACACGUAAUUAUAUAACGCAGGAGACUCGUUGCCUGGUUGCAAUGAUUAGAUUCCUUUCAUUUUAGGUUUACUUAGAAUUAAAAGUGUAUCCACUAGUGUUGUUUCUUUGUGGUGGCGAUAGCAGUUUUUUAUAUAUGCAGUGUUUUAUUAUUGUCACUUAGUGAAAAACCUGUACCAGGUACACACUAAUGCACACUAAUGAUAGAAAAUGAGAAAAUAACACUAAACGCUUAUAACACUUGCUUCAUAGAUUAUAUGAUACAUAUCUGACAUAACAAUCUUAUAUUAUAACAGUUUGACAGCGUGAAAGAUCUAAUACAAAGCUACAGUUUACAUUCUAACACUUGCAGGAUUGAUUUAACACUUAAAGUGAGAUUAGAGUGAAUAAGUGCUUAGUUAUAAACUUAUAGCGUCCUUACUGUGCUAUGAAAUGGUGUUUUACUGUUUUAAAAUAUGCCAAACUCUUUUAAAAGCUGAUUACUGGGCUGCAAACAUUAAUUUUAUGGAACAAAUGCAAAACCUUUAAUACAAAUAGAAGAAGAGGAUGAUCAUUGUAAUGUUUAUCACCUAAAUUUUCGGACAAUUUAAAGCUAAUGGCCCUUAGCUUGAUUUUGGGCGUUUCAGCGUGUCUUUACUAUUAUAACAACAGGAAACGUACACCACGAAACAAGCCACGUACAUGUGCUUAUGACAUGCACUUAUUCUUUUAAUUAAUCAUGGGUGUUUUGGGCGUCUGUCUAGGUUGUUUUCAGUCAGUGGCGCACCUGUGUUUCCCAGUGCCAAGAUAGCAAUAUAGCAGAAAUUUACCUGAACACACCAAAUUUAAAUUUUCUGUAUGUGAACAACACAGGAAGAAGGUUUGAAAAUAGACCGCUGGCGGAGUGUAAGACAGCAAUGAGCAUCACAAUGUACUUUCCACAGGGUGUAAGACAAGGCCAUAAAUUCAAAAAUAGAAAUCUGUGAGUAAAACUUAUGUUUUUUUUUCUAUUUAAUAAAGUAAAAAGGAAAAGAGCUCACAUUAAUUGUUUCAAUUGUUUUCAAAGUGUUUCAUUUUUCACUGAAGAAAAAUUGAAAAAUAAUAAUUAUAAAAAAAAAGCUUUCUCUCAAUUUUCUUUCUAUCUUUUUUGCAUCAUGUAUCGGACAUCUGAUGGUAUAAUCCAGCCUAGAUAAAAUGCAAAAAUUGAACGAAUCUGAAAAUUGUAAGGGGCAGAAAUUAAAAACUAGAAAAUUGUUAAAAAAUACAAAUUUAUAUUAGUUUUACAAUAAUAAUUUCUUCAAUAUACUAAAUGGAAAAAUAAUAAAAAUAAUUCAGUUUUGCGUACAAUUUUCUUAUGUCAAAUUUAGCUUCAAAAAAGUUGGAAAAUAUAAACAUAGAUAAACGUUACACUGACUGAGGAUAUCCAGCACUAUUCAAUAUAUACUUCUGUAUAUUUUAUGUGCUUUAAUUAAAAGGUGGAACUGAACAAAUAUGUACAAUCUAUGGGUGCACUAAAGAGAAAUCCAGGCUUUAUUUCUAAUUAGUCUAAAACAUAUCAACUACAUAUUGUAAAAACUAUGUGUUUGUGUUUAUUCUAAUGCAUUGUGUUACUUCUAUUGGUUAAAACACAUAAAAAAGACAUGUUGGCGUUAAUAUAUGUUUAAUGAAUCGGCUUUGGGACCCGAGACGGAAUCCAUACUGAAUUAUUAAUAUACCAACACCAUGUUCUGGCUGUGCUUUGUAUAUUCAUAUAUUCCUAAUAAAUAUUAACAGUAUGAAGCUGA